Molecule: messenger RNA, 498 nt
Organism: Telopea speciosissima
Lineage: Eukaryota; Viridiplantae; Streptophyta; Magnoliopsida; Proteales; Proteaceae
Exons: 3
Coding region: 14-484 (156 amino acids)
Molecular function (GO): fatty acyl-CoA hydrolase activity
Source: RefSeq, a predicted model, not a curated record
GGGAAACGAAGCGAUGUUCAUUGAAGAAGGGAAGAAAUGGGUAAAAGUACUUGAGCAGAGAUGCUUCGUCAAUGAAGAUAACCUUCAAUCCCUGUCGCUUAACGGUAUCCAGAUCGUACAUGCCCAGAAGGAUUCCAUACUCUUCAAUCAAAUCCUUCCCAAAGAAUUAGCUGAUAGAACAGGGAAUUGCCAUGUGGGAGCGAUAGCUGCUAUAAUCGAUGCAGUUGGGGCGACAGCUAUAGCGAUUUACACAGGAAUGGGCCUCAAAGUCUCUGUUGAUUUCUCCAUUUCCUACUUCUCAACUGUUAAGAUCCAGGAAGAGGUGGAGAUUGAAGCUAAGGUGGUAGCAAACAAAGGAAAGCUCUCAUUGACGACGGUGGAGUUUAGGAGGAAGAAGGAUGGAGUGUUAGUUGCUUUGGGUAAGCAAUGGAUGUCUCAAGUCAAUGUUAUUCCAGGUUUUCAAGCUCACCGAACUAGGCUUUGAUUUCCAUCCAAAAU